This is a messenger RNA of Chaetura pelagica (chimney swift), 890 nucleotides long. RefSeq names its product chromosome unknown open reading frame, human C9orf78 (gene CUNH9orf78). Gene Ontology annotation, cellular component: spliceosomal complex. The transcript is spliced from 9 exons. The record is from RefSeq and is a predicted model, not a curated record. Gene Ontology annotation, biological process: mRNA splicing, via spliceosome. Bases 9 to 878 code for a protein of 289 amino acids. NCBI's taxonomy places the organism in Eukaryota, Metazoa, Chordata, Aves, Apodiformes, Apodidae.
CGGGAGCCAUGAAGGCCAAGAAGUCCUUCCGGCGGCGGAGGGAGGAGGACGAAGAGGAGGAAGAGGAUGAGCAGGUCGCUGAGGAGGUCAGGUUAAAACUUGAGGAAGCCAAAGAAGUUCAGAGCCUCAGAAAGAGGCCCAAUGGGGUGAGUGCUGUAGCUCUGCUUGUGGGAGAGAAGCUGCAAGAAGAAGCAACUCUUGUGGAUGACCCAUUUAAAAUAAAAUCUGGGGGAAUGGUGGACAUGAAGAAGCUGAAAGAAAGAGGCAAGGACAGGAUUAAUGAAGAGGAAGAUCUAAACUUGGGAACUUCCUUCUCAGCUGAAACCAACAGGCGGGAUGAAGAUGCUGACAUGAUGAAGUACAUUGAGACUGAGCUGAAGAAGAGAAAGGGGAUUGUGGAGAAUGAGGAGCAGAAGGUGAAGCUUAAGAACGCCGAGGAUUCUCUGUAUGAGCUGCCAGAGAACAUCCGUGUCUCCUCUGCAAAGAAGACUGAGGAGAUGUUGUCCAACCAGAUGCUGAGUGGUAUUCCUGAAGUGGAUCUGGGAAUUGAUGCAAAAAUAAAAAACAUCAUCUCAACUGAAGAGGCCAAGGCCAAGCUGCUGGCAGAGCAGCAGAACAAAAAGAAAGACAGUGAAACUUCCUUUGUUCCCACCAACAUGGCCGUUAACUACGUCCAGCACAACAGAUUUUAUCACGAGGAGCUAAAUGCACCAGUUCGAAGGAACAAAGAAGAGCCAAAGCCCCGUCCUCUGAGAGUGGGAGAUACAGAGAGGCCAGAACCUGAGCGGUCUCCUCCAAAUCGCAAACGUCCUCUCAAUGAAAAGGCAACAGAUGAUUACCACUAUGAGAAGUUCAAGAAGAUGAAUAGGCGAUACUGAUGAAGGUGGACU